Scleropages formosus (Asian bonytongue) is the source of this 3082-nucleotide messenger RNA. It is a transcript of the gene ppp2r5a, whose product is annotated as protein phosphatase 2, regulatory subunit B', alpha isoform. The coding region runs from base 932 to 2431 and encodes 499 amino acids. Gene Ontology annotation, molecular function: protein phosphatase activator activity. NCBI's taxonomy places the organism in Eukaryota, Metazoa, Chordata, Actinopteri, Osteoglossiformes, Osteoglossidae. Gene Ontology annotation, biological process: protein dephosphorylation; signal transduction. Gene Ontology annotation, cellular component: nucleus; cytosol; protein phosphatase type 2A complex. The transcript is spliced from 13 exons. The record is from RefSeq and is a predicted model, not a curated record.
CGAAUGACAACGGCAAGUCUGUAACGUCGAGCUGGUGAAGCUGUAUACAUUGCAGUUGGGAGGUUCGGACUGUGUUUCGUAUGUUUUAAUUGCCUUUAAUGUAAUUUAACGGAAAAGUUUGCUUUAACGGAAAGCGUCGAGUUUUUUUUUUUUUUUAUAAAAAAUUAAAAAUUUUUUUUUUUUUUUAACUUUAUAGCUCUUUCUAGUGAAAGGGUACAGUCGCAGAAAAUGAGUCACUGGAGAUAGUUCGGUGUUCGCAGACCGCCGCCGCCUGUCAGAUGCGGGUCUCUUCUUCGGGAACUUGGGCGAAAACACCAACUGCUUGACAGGGGAGAGAGAAAAAAAAAAAAAAUUCAAAACCUGGAUGUCUAGACUAGGAAGACACUGCUUCUCUACAUCCAUGCUUAUUCUGAAAUGAGAUUUUUUUUUCCCAUGAAAACGCUUUUUUUUUUAACCAGCUAACUUUGAUUUACUUCCGUUUGUUUUUAAAUUAGAAUUAUUAUCCGUUUUUUUUUAGUGAGCAAAGCAACUUGGCAACCUGUAGAUCAUUUACCAGAUAGAACUAAUAUUUGGCUAUUAUAGCGAGGGAAAUUGUAUCAUCUUCUGAAGAUAAAGGAUCUUUAAACUAUCCGAAAAGAAGAGUUUUUCUGCAGCAAUAUAUUAUAAUAAUGUUGUAUGUGUGAGAGGGAGCCCUCAGUGCUUACGUCGAGUAUGGGUACCCACAGCGAUAGUAUUAAAGAAGUAUUUUUGCGUUUAAUACCUAACCGUACGGAUUAAUUUCGUGCUGUAAGUUAAAAGACAGAAACUAGAAAAACAAAAAACACGUUUCCGUACGCUAGGUCCGUGCAUGUGCCGUAAAACACUUAGCGAGCGGUCGGGUUGGAACUCGGAGCGGAUGCAGUAGCGGCGGGACGGAGACUCUGCCAGCAAAAUGUCGGCUGCCAUCUCGGCGUCGGAGAAGGUGGACGGGUUCACGCGCAAGUCGGUGCGCAAGGCCCAGAAGCAGCGGCGCUCGCAGGGCUCGUCCCAGUUCCGCACGCAGAGCAGCCUGGUGGAGCUGUCGCCCCUGCCGCCGCUCAAAGAUGCACCUUCCAGUGAGCAGCUGGACCUCUUUUCCCAGAAGCUGCAGCAGUGCUGCGUGCUCUUUGACUUCAUGGACUCGGUGAUAGACCUGAAGAGCAAAGAGAUAAAGCGUGCGACACUCAGCGAGCUGGUGGAAUACGUGUCCACGAACAGGGGUGUCCUGGUGGAGUCGACAUACCCAGACAUUACCAACAUGAUCAGCACCAACAUUUUCCGGACACUUCCUCCAAGCGAAAACCCCGACUUUGACCCUGAAGAAGAUGAGCCCACUCUUGAGGCGGCUUGGCCCCAUAUACAGCUGGUGUAUGAGUUUUUCCUGAGGUUCUUGGAGAACCCGGACUUCCAGCCAAGCAUUGCGAAACGCUACAUCGAUCAGAAGUUUGUUCUGCAGCUCCUGGAGCUGUUUGACAGCGAGGACCCUAGAGAGAGGGAAUUCCUGAAAACUGUCCUGCAUCGGAUCUAUGGCAAGUUCCUGGGCCUGAGGGCCUUCAUCAGGAAGCAGAUCAACAACAUCUUCUUACGGUUCAUCUAUGAGACGGAGCACUUCAAUGGGGUGGCAGAGCUGCUGGAGAUCUUGGGGAGCAUUAUUAAUGGCUUUGCACUGCCGCUUAAGGCUGAACACAAGCAGUUUCUGAUGAAGGUCUUGAUCCCAAUGCACACAGCUAAAGGGCUGGCUGUGUUCCAUGCACAGCUCGCUUACUGCGUGGUGCAGUUCUUGGAGAAGGACCCAACUCUCACUGAACCGGUAAUACGGGGUCUGCUGAAGUUUUGGCCCAAGACCUGCAGUCAAAAAGAGGUGAUGUUCCUGGGUGAAACAGAAGAGAUCCUGGAUGUCAUUGAGCCCACGCAGUUCAAGAAGGUCCAGGAGCCACUCUUCAAGCAGAUUGCUAAAUGUGUGGCUAACCCUCACUUUCAGGUAGCAGAGCGUGCACUGUACUUCUGGAACAAUGAAUACAUAUUGAGCCUGAUCGAAGAAAACAUUGACAAGAUCCUGCCAAUCAUGUUUGGUAAUCUCUACCGGAUUUCCAAAGAGCACUGGAACCCUACAAUUGUAGCAUUAGUCUACAAUGUCUUGAAAACGUUAAUGGAGAUGAACAGCACACUUUUUGAUGAGCUGACUGCUUCAUACAAAGCUGAAAGGCAACGAGAGAAGAAGAAGGAGCAGGAGAGGGAGGAGUUGUGGAAGAAGCUGGAUGAACUGCAGAUCAAGGGCACACUGGAGGCACAGAGCAACAGCCAUGGUUUGCAGAACGCCCAGAACAACAACAACAACAACAACAACAAUAGCACCACUGCGGUUUCCACAGGCAACACCUUGGGCAAUGAGAGCAUCACAUGUGCCAAAUGACACAGGACUACCUUUCUGCUCCAGCUCAGAGAUCAUCACAAGACUGUCAGGGAAUGGGCUGGAGGUGGGGUUGUGGGGGGAAUACACAAAUGACAGAUAGAACCUGAUUUAAAAACCUCAUCAGUUUAUUCAAAGAAAUCAAAUCUAUAUGAUUUGAAAAUGCCAUCUAUUUUCCUUGGCAAAACAAAUUAUAUAUUUCAACUUGUAAGGAUAUUUUUGGAUGUUAGUGUGACCACAGUAUACUGGUAACUUUUAUUUUGAUUAAUCAAUAAUUUGUCCUCACUUUACUUCACUGAGCAUUAAAAUUAACUUUUGUGAUAAUAUUAUUGGGGAAAAUGGGAAAGGUGAGUGACUUGAAUUUAGUUUUUUUUUUUUGCGGGUUGGGGGGAUUGUGCUGCAUAUAGAAAGGUUAAACUAUUUAAAAUCUGUCUGUUUUGUAUGUGCUUUCCACACAGCUGCCAACACAGGUGUAUGUUGAGUGGGGGGUGUGCAAUUUUUGCAGGCAACCAGAGCGAAUGGCACCAUCUGUGACUACUUAGGGUGUCUCUUAUUUUUCUGUAAGACCAGCUAUUUGUUACUGUAUUGUUCUCAAGAUAUGCAGCCGUAAAGUAUUUAAAUAUUAAUUAAAGAGAUUUGUUUAAAAAAAAAAGG